GUCCAAAUUCCAGCAUGGGGGAGGACUUGCUGCUGAGCUGCCUGUGCUAAAACACAGAGUGCUGGCAGCAGAGCAGAAAGAGCAGACCAUGGCCAUGGGGCUGGACCAAUUUCAUGCGCAACUGUACACUGUGUCCUGUGGGAUCCUGCUACUCAUUUUCCACGGCCAAGCCCAGGACUCUGCCAGCCCCAUCCGGACCACACAUGUGGGACAAGUGAGAGGCAGCCUCAUCCAUGUGAAGGGCACUAACUUGAGGGUUCACACCUUCCUGGGAAUUCCCUUUGCCAAGCCACCUGUAGGAACACUGCGAUUUGCACCCCCUGAGGACCCUGAGCCCUGGAAUGGUGUGAGGAAUGCGAUCUCCUACCCUUCCAUGUGUCUGCAGGACAUCACUGCAAUGAAUACCCAGGCUCUGAAGUUAUUGAAUCUGACCAUGCCUCCCAUCCCUGUGUCUGAAGACUGCCUGUACCUCAACAUCUACACACCUGCGUAUGUCCAUGAAGGCUCAAACUUGCCUGUGAUGGUAUGGAUCCACGGUGGUGCACUAGUUAUAGGCACGGCCUCCAUGUAUGAUGGAUCCACACUGGCAGCUAUUGGCAACGUUGUGGUGGUCACUAUUCAGUACCGCCUUGGUGUCCUGGGCUUCUUCAGCACUGGAGACCAACAUGCCACUGGCAAUUGGGGCUACCUGGACCAAGUGGCUGCCCUACGCUGGGUACAGCAGAAUGUCGCCCACUUUGGAGGCAACCCUGACCGUGUCACCAUUUUUGGCACAUCAGCAGGUGGCACAAGUGUGUCCUCACAUGUUGUGUCCCCCAUGUCCCGAGGACUCUUCCAUGGUGCCAUCAUGGAGAGUGGGGUGGUUCUAUUGCCCAGCCUCAUCUCCAGUUCACCUAAGGUCAUCUCCACAGUGGUGGCCAACUUGUCUGCCUGUGGGGAAGUGGAUUCAGAGGCCCUGGUGAGGUGCCUGCGGGGAAAGAGUGAAGAGGAGAUACUGGCUGUUACUAAGGCCUUCAAGAUCAUCCCUGCUGUAGUGGAUGGAGCCUUCCUGCCCACGCACCCCCAAGAGCUGCUGGCCUCUGCUGAUUUUCAACCUGUCCCCAGCAUCAUUGGUGUCAACAAUGAUGAAUAUGGCUUUCUCAUUCCCUUGAUUGCGGCACCCACUGAUACACAAAAGGAAAUUGACAGAGAAACUGUGAGGAAUGCUCUGCAGAGAAGAUUAACACAAAUGAUGUUACCUGCUGGGUUUGGUGACCUAUUGAUGGAAGAAUACAUGAGUGACAAUGAGGACCCCCAGAUCCUCCGAGCCCAAUUCCAGGACAUGAUGGAGGACUUCAUAUUUGUGUUCCCUGCACUCCAAGUAGCACUUUUUCAAUGUUCCCAUGCCCCUGUUUACCUCUAUGAGUUCCAGCAUCGACCCAACUUUUUCAAAGAUAUCAAACCACCCCAUGUAAAGGCAGACCAUGGUGAUGAGACUCUCUUUGUCUUCAGAUCCUUUUUCUCAGACUAUCAAGUUGACCUCACUGAGGAGGAGGAGCUGCUCAGCAGUAGAAUGAUGAAGUAUUGGGCCAACUUUGCACGAAAUGGGAACCCCAAUGGUAAGGACCUACCCCAGUGGCCUGUGUUUGACCAUGAGGAGCUGUACCUGCAGCUGGACAUCCAGCCUGCUGUGGGCCGUGCCCUGAAGGCCUCCAGGAUGAAGUUCUGGAGGGAGAUCCUUCCACAGAAGAUCCAGGAGCUAAAGGAGGCUGAGGAAAAGCACACAGAGCUGUAAGCUCCUGUGUAAGAAGGGUUUUGAUAAGUCCCCCAGACUGAGUUUGAACUUGUGAUUCUGCUGCUUCAGCCUCCCAGAGUGCUGGAACUACAAGUGUGCACUACCAUACACAAAUCUCGGCUACUCUUAAUAAAGCUUUCCUGAAUAUUUCCAAACA
Molecule: messenger RNA, 1931 nt
Organism: Cavia porcellus (domestic guinea pig)
Lineage: Eukaryota; Metazoa; Chordata; Mammalia; Rodentia; Caviidae
Product: cocaine esterase
Exons: 13
Coding region: 89-1774 (561 amino acids)
Cellular component (GO): intracellular membrane-bounded organelle
Molecular function (GO): carboxylic ester hydrolase activity
Source: RefSeq, a predicted model, not a curated record